AUGACACGCUUCGCAUUUUCUCGGUCUGUACACGAACAGAUUUCAAAAUUUUUAUUCAGACACCUCGACCAGCUGGCGACAUGGAUGGGCGCGACCCUCGACAAGUCAAUGAUGUUGAAACACUAUGCCCAUACUCAGAAUUCACGACGCGAGAAUGGCACGAAAUUACCCCUACUGUCUUCCACAUCUCUUAAUUCCACAGUCGGUCUCAGAUUCUCUAUUGAAGGAAACAUGUUGCCUCAGGCAGUCAAUGUGUCCCUGGACAUCACCUCACGAAAGGCCGAUGACAUUGAUCACUGUAUUGGACGGCCUCUGCGCUCGUUGCCCACUUCACCGGAGCACCGUACGGGGCUACUGACGCAGGCAAAUGAUCAUUCCGAAUCGUAA
Molecule: messenger RNA, 387 nt
Organism: Paraglomus occultum
Lineage: Eukaryota; Fungi; Glomeromycota; Glomeromycetes; Paraglomerales; Paraglomeraceae
Source: the annotation of a GenBank genome assembly